Naegleria gruberi is the source of this 1352-nucleotide messenger RNA. RefSeq names its product EF-hand domain-containing protein. NCBI's taxonomy places the organism in Eukaryota, Heterolobosea, Eutetramitea, Acrasida, Naegleriidae. Gene Ontology annotation, biological process: calcium-mediated signaling. Gene Ontology annotation, molecular function: kinase binding; calcium ion binding. The record is from RefSeq and is a predicted model, not a curated record. The transcript has 4 exons. The coding region runs from base 5 to 712 and encodes 235 amino acids.
GAAAAUGACAAUGCUUUUGAAUGAAUACAUACGAAAUGUUGAAACAAUCAGACAACAGAAGAAUAAUAAAGUAAAGAAUUUUGUCUAUGACGAAUUCAUGUCAGAUACAACAAUGAGAAAUUCAGGGAAGGUCUUUUCUUUCAGUUCCAAUCCUGAUGAGAGUGCUCUCUAUUCAGUGAUGAGAGUUGUCUCUGAGAAAUCCUCGAUGGGAAUUGAUGAAAUGAAACAUUUAUUACAAAUAUUUAAGAAUGCAAGUUCAGAUAAAACAGCUGAUGGUCUAAUGGACAAAACAAGUUUUUACAAUUUCAUUGAUACUUUUGGAAUAACAUGCUAUGUGAAGGAACAAUUGUUUAGAGUGUUUGACCAAAACAGAGAUGGUUAUCUUGAUUUGCAGGAUUUCUCAAUUGGUUUGAGUAUUUAUAUGAAUGGUAAAUUUGAAGAAAAGCUAAAAUUAAUUUUCCAACUGUUAGAUGUUGACAGGAGUUGUAAUAUUCAAAGAGAAGAAGUUAAAAAAGCAUUACGAGUUGUUUUUUCAGCAGGCAAACAUAAAAUCUCAGAUAAGGAGUUGGAAUGUAAAGUUGAAGCAACCAUGAGAACGUGUGAUGUUAACGGGGAUGGUUCAAUAGAUUUCUUUGAAUUUAAAUCUGAAUUUCAGAAAUCCCCACACAUGGUCAAACUUUUCAACUAUAUUUUUGUAAAUACUCUUCAUUAAAUUAUUGUAAAUAUUGUAAAUAAUUCAAUCAUAGGAUUCAAGAUAUAUCGGAAUUAAAAUUGAUUGACCAAAUUUGAUUCUUCAAUCAAAAAAAAUGGAAUCACAAAACAACUCGUCAUCUUCCUCACUCAAACAACCAACUCCUUCAAAUCGGAAUGAAUCAAGAGAAUCAAAAAGAAGAAUAGAAUUUGAAUCAGCUGAGGAUAUUAGCAAUUUCUAUCUGAAAAAGACAGCUUUUCAAUUGAAUGAUAUUUUGAAAUGUGUGGAAGAUACUCACUCCCGAUAUGAAUGCAAAGAACAAAUCCAAGCUCUCUCAAUGAAUUUGUAUAACUAUCGAUCAGAAGUGAGCAAAUUUGUUGAGAAAUCAUCACUGCUUACCAAUCCGAAUAAUUUACUCUUUCCACCUCAAAUAUUUUCACCUCCAACAAUUGUAUAUAGAGAAUAUAAAGGCGAUUCCAAUAGUCCUGAAUCCAUUCAUACAAGAUUUAAAUCAUUUAGUGACAAUCGUACUAUGAAUAAUUCAGCUUAUAAUCCUCAUGAUGAAAAUACACCUUUGAAUAUGUUUCAAUCAGUUGCUGAUGGUGUAAUCAGAGUUGGAAGUUCACUGAUUAGAAAAAUUAUUGGAAGAGGUGAGGAUUGA